Messenger RNA from Hypanus sabinus (Atlantic stingray), 654 nucleotides. RefSeq names its product zinc finger protein 239-like. The record is from RefSeq and is a predicted model, not a curated record. NCBI's taxonomy places the organism in Eukaryota, Metazoa, Chordata, Chondrichthyes, Myliobatiformes, Dasyatidae. The transcript has 3 exons. The coding region runs from base 1 to 654 and encodes 217 amino acids.
AUGUCGGAUGGAGAUUGUGGGAAGCGAUUCACUGAAUUAUCUCGACUGAAGAUACAUCAGCGAGUUCACACUGGAGAAAGGCCGUUCACCUGCUCAGAUUGUGGGAAGGGAUUCGCUCAGUCAUCUCAACUGAAGGUACAUCAGCGAGUUCACACUGGGGAAAGGCCGUUCACCUGCUCGGACUGUGGGAAGGGAUUCACUUCAUCAUCUCUACUGAAGGUACAUCAGCGAGUUCACACUGGGGAGAAGCCAUUCACCUGCUUGGACUGUGGCAAGGCAUUCACUUCAUCAGCUCACUUACUGAGACACCAGCAGCGAGUUCACACUGGGGAGAAGCCAUUCACCUGCUCAAUCUGUGGGAAAGGAUUCACUUCGUCAUAUAAGUUACUGAAACACCGGUCAGUUCACACCAGAGAGUGGCCGUUCACCUGCUCAGACUGCGGGAAGGGAUUCACCGAAUUACCUCAACUUAAGGUACAUCAGCGAGUUCACACCAGAGAAUGGGCGGGGCUGCGCAGGCGUGUGACGUCGGCCGGAGAAGCUGGGAAGAUUAGAAAAGGAAAUAUUCUUAAACAGCGGGCAGCAUCGUUUGCGGGCAGUGGAGUCUGCCGGGAGCAGAGUGAAGGUUUAAGGGCUUUGGCUCAACGGGCCUAG